UCUAGACCAGCAACAAGUUAUUAUCGCAACAUGGGCCAAAGAGCAAGCAGCGUCCGGAAGGCCUGGGGCCCGUGAGCCAUUGUGCAGGACACAGGACACUCGGUCACCAUGGGGACAGGCGCCCCGGGCCCCUCCUGGACCGUGUUCCUACUCUCUCUUUCGGUGCUUGGGAUCCGCAGCGAGGGGCCCCUCUUUGGAGAAGCUGUGGCCUCCAGACCUCCUGGAGGCUGCCGACGGUGCUGUGACUCAGUGGACCCCCCAGCCCCUGCCGAUGCUGCAAUGCCGGCGGCCUCCCCAUCUGCCCUGCCUUAUGCCCUGCCUGAGGUCAGGCCCUAUAUUAACAUCACCAUCCUGAAGGGUGACAAAGGGGACCGCGGUCCACUGGGCACACCAGGGAAGCAGGGCAAGGAAGGCCCCCAGGGAGACCGAGGUGUGCAGGGCACCAAGGGCGCCAAGGGCCAGGCGGGCAGUCCGGGCAGCCCGUGCCGGGCUCGCUCCUCCGCCUUCUCGGUGGGCCGUCGGACCGCCCUGCACAGCAGCGAGGGCUUCCAACCGCUGCUCUUUGACACUGUCUUUGUCAACCCGGACGGCCACUUCGACCUGGCUGCCGGCCACUUCACCGCCCCCCUGCAGGGCCUCUACUUCUUCAGCCUCAACGUGCACAGCUGGAACUUCAAGGAGACCUACGCGCACGUGAUGCACAACGAGGUGGCGGCCGUCAUCCUGUACGCACAGCCCAGCGACCGCAGCGUUAUGCAGAGCCAGAGUGUGAUGCUGGCCCUGCUGUCCGGGGACCGCGUCUGGGUCAGGCUCUUCAAGCGGGAGCGGGACAACGCCAUCUACAGCGACGACGUGGACACCUACAUUACCUUCAGCGGCCACCUCAUCAAGCCGGACGAGGACUGAGGCCACCAGUCCCCCCGGGGGACACCCCACCCGCCACCUGCUCCUGAAAGGUGGGUGGGGGGCGGGCACGUGGCCCUGCAGAACCCGACGUGCUAGUUAGGUCCGGCCUCUCUCCAUUCUGAACAGCCACUGCCCCUCCCCGCGGGUGCCUGCCUCUCUCCUCCUGUCUGACAUACCUUGUGAAGAGCCUGUGACGUGCCACCUUCCAGAACUUUCUUUCAGGCCAAUCCUUUGGAACUGGAAUGCGCACCCCACCCCCAAGAUGGGUCCCCCGGGGAUGGUGUUCUGGUGGCGGUUCAUCCCAAGUAACCGGUCUGUGGCCCCACUGGAGUUGCGUGUGCCCUGGGAGUCCUUCCGGGACAGAGAGACUCUUCUGAGUGCUCUAGAAUGCGCCCCACAUGCUCAGAGGCUCUCCUCACUCCAGGGCUCUCCGCCGGUUCUCUGCCCUGCCUGCCUCCUCACCGGCCUUCCUCCAGACCCUGCCUCCUCCGACUCCCCAGUGUGCCCACUGGGCCCGGCCCCCGGGACGCCAAUAUGGGCCCUACCCACUCUGUGUGCACCCAGACCCGCAGGAGGUCCUGAGGGAGCACGGAAGGCAGAUCUGUAUCCUGGGCCUUCAGGUACUGCAUGGCCCCCUUACCAGGUGCUACUUACAGAUGAUGGGACAGGACCCCUUUGUGGCUGUGUGUUACAUGCCAGUGUUCCAGUCCUGACCAAUGCCCAUCCCUAAAGUGACCCCCAGCAGGGCCUGCGGAGAACAGGCGCUUGGGGGCAUCUUAGGGUGAAGGUGACCCCAUGAAUCAAAGCUCAGAUCGUGCCCCACUGCACCCCCCUCCUCCCCAGCUACCACCACGGCUGGCCAAAUAGUUGAAGGACCUCUGCCCUCCUCACGGAAACCUCUUUAGGAGCAGGGGGAAGGAGUGGGGUGCUGUCACCACCUUGUUCAACCCCUUUUCCCAAACACCCCUGACCUCCAAUCUCCCAGGACUCAAAACUGCUCAGGCAUAGAUGUCUGUCCUCUCCAGUGGCCCUCCUCACCCCCAUCAGCCCCAAGCCCCAAAGCUCCGGCUUCAUCACGGUGCUAAAGGCCCUGAUGGGCACCUCCGCCUAGCCAAGCCUCCGGGGGCCAGCAUGACAGCACCCCAGCAGGUCUGGGGAACGAAGCAGUCAGUGGACCAGCUGGCACCAUCAGGGCACCCACCUCUGAGCCACAAUGCCAAAGGAGAGGCCCAGGCGAAUGAAGCAGGGGACAUCUCCCCGUCCCCUAGCCCUGAGUCCCACCCUUAGUCCUAGCAGCCUCAGGUGACCCCAUCCUGCAGGCCAAGGUGGCCUGUGGAGCCUGGAAGGGGAGCUGGGGUGGCCGGUGGGCCCCCAGCCCUCCUACCCCCACCCCACAGCUUGACCCCUCCCCCAAGGGAAGUGGCCUCUUGUGUCCUUGGUGCUCAGGCAAGCGCUGAGGCCUGGGUGGCCCUGGCAGUUGUCUCUGGUGCUCAUCCCUCCCCCACCUCACCCACCAGCCUCCCGGGAGCCAAGGCUACGUGGCAGGGUGACGGGAGCUCCCAGUAGCAGGGCCUGACCCUGUGCUGCAGGGCCCAUCCCACAAGCCCCAGCCCCGCCACCCCUGCCCUGCUUCUGCUGUUGAUUAAAGGCUACUGCAUCUUCCUUGCA
Molecule: messenger RNA, 2574 nt
Organism: Echinops telfairi (small Madagascar hedgehog)
Lineage: Eukaryota; Metazoa; Chordata; Mammalia; Afrosoricida; Tenrecidae
Gene: C1QTNF6
Product: C1q and TNF related 6
Exons: 3
Coding region: 109-906 (265 amino acids)
Molecular function (GO): protein binding
Source: RefSeq, a predicted model, not a curated record